AUGGCUCCGCAAGACGUCAGCGGCCACGCCGACCUCCUCGACAAUGGCAGCCAAGUCGGCGAGGGCGAAGGCGAUCGAGCAGAGACAAAGGCUCAGGAUGAUGCGGCCUUGUUGGUUUUGCACCGAACGUACACUUUGUUUGAGAACUUUGCGACCACAUUUGCUGCGCUGUACUUUGUCGGUGGUGUACGCGUCACCUUUAGCACGGGUAUUGCGGCCGGUGGUAACCUGGCCUACUGGACCAGUUACUUGGUGACUAUGGUGUUCACCUUUAUCACUGCGGCGGUCAUUGCGGAGGUCUGCUCGGCCUCCCCGUCGGCGGGUUCCAUCUACCUGUGGGCCGCCGAGGCUGGUGGGCCUCGAUUUGGUCGACUAUUAGGUUUCAUCGUCGCUUGGUGGAGCACAACUGCUUGGACGACCUUCUGUGCCAGCAACACCCAGGCUGCUGCGAAUUACAUGCUUUCGGAAAUCACGGUCUUCAAGCUCGAUUUCCCGUCUGACACCGACGAUGUCAAGUUCCGCGCCGUGCAGUGGAUCUGCACUGAGGUUUUGCUUGCGCUGGCGGCCUUGCUGAACUUCAUGCCUCCUCGAUACUUCAAGUAUGUCUUCUGGUUUUCUGCGGCGGUUGUCAUGCUCGACUUCUUCCUGAACCUGAUUUGGUUGCCCAUUGGUGUCGCACAGACAUGGGGGUUCCGUACCACCCAUGAGGCUUUCAUGACCACCUACAAUGGAACCGGAGCCCCAGAUGGCUGGAACUGGUGUCUCUCGUACUUGGCUACUGCCGGUAUCCUCAUUGGUUUCGAUGCCUCGGGUCACGUUGCGGAAGAAACCAAGAAUGCUUCGGUCACUGCUGCCCGUGGUAUCUUCUGGAGUACCGUUGCCAGUGGAUUCGGCGGUCUUGCUACCAUCAUUCUCUUCUUGUUCUGCGCGCCUGAUACAGAGACCCUGAUGAGCUUCGGCUCCCCUCAGCCCUUCGUGCCUCUUUAUGCUGCCGUUCUCGGCGAGGGAGGUCACAUCUUCAUGAACUUCAUUUGCAUUUUCGCCCUGUGGCUUGUAAGCUGUCCGAUCAUCUCUGAUUUCCCACGUACUGACCACGACCAGAACACCGCCAUCGCGAUUAUCGCCGCCUCGCGUCUCGUCUUCGCCGUCGCGCGUGACGGUGUGCUCCCCUUCUCCGGCUGGGUCUCCCGCGUCAACAACGGCCAGCCUCGCAACGCCGUCAUCGUCGUCUGGGGUGUCGCUUCCCUGGUGACCUGCACCAUCCUCCCCUCCAACGUCGCCUUCACCUCCCUAGUCUCAGCCGCUGGUGUGCCCAGUGCCGCCGCCUACGGUCUGAUCUGCCUUGGUCGUCUGUUCUGCACCCCGAGUCGCUUCCCCAAGCCGCAGUGGAGUCUUGGUCGGUGGAGCAAGCCGUUCCAGCUCAUUGGAGUCUUCUGGAAUGGCUGGGUGGUUGCCAUUCUGUUCUCGCCCUAUGCUUGGCCUGUCACUGGCGAGAAUUUGAACUACGCCCCUAUCAUUAUGGCUGGAGUUACUAUCCUGGCUUUGAUUUCGUACUUCAUGAUGCCGGAGAGUGCUUGGCUUCCUCGCGACCGUAUCAGCCACUUCAUUGAUAGCAAGGGAGCUGUUGAGACGGUGGAGGAAGUUAACUCGGAGCACGGGGGCCCUGCUCACCAAUGA
Molecule: messenger RNA, 1677 nt
Organism: Penicillium olsonii
Lineage: Eukaryota; Fungi; Ascomycota; Eurotiomycetes; Eurotiales; Aspergillaceae
Source: the annotation of a GenBank genome assembly